Daucus carota subsp. sativus is the source of this 1454-nucleotide messenger RNA. Its product is annotated as COP9 signalosome complex subunit 5a. Bases 56 to 1135 code for a protein of 359 amino acids. Gene Ontology annotation, cellular component: cytoplasm; COP9 signalosome. The record is from RefSeq and is a predicted model, not a curated record. The transcript has 6 exons. Gene Ontology annotation, molecular function: protein binding; metallopeptidase activity; deNEDDylase activity. Gene Ontology annotation, biological process: protein deneddylation. Lineage: Eukaryota; Viridiplantae; Streptophyta; Magnoliopsida; Apiales; Apiaceae.
UAAAACCUAGCAGAGGCUUGGGAAAAACUAAAAAAAAUUGAAUCACUACUUGACAAUGGAUCCAAUUUCUUCUUCUUCCUCUUCGUCGAUAGCUCAAAAGACAUGGGAACUCGAAAACGACAUCGUUCCGAUGGAACCAUCCCCACAAACAGACUCAAUCUUCUACUACGACGAGUCGGUCCAAGCAAAGUUUCAACAAGAGAAGCCAUGGGUGAAUGACCCCCACUUCUUUAAAAGGGUCAAGGUGUCGGCACUCGCUUUGCUGAAGAUGGUGGUGCACGCGCGCUCCGGUGGGACUAUAGAGGUGAUGGGGUUGAUGCAAGGGAAGACGGAUGGGGAUGCAAUUAUAGUGAUGGAUGCUUUUGCAUUGCCAGUUGAAGGGACGGAGACUAGGGUUAAUGCUCAGGCUGAUGCUUAUGAGUAUAUGGUUGAUUAUUCUCAGACAAACAAGCAGGCCGGACGUUUGGAGAAUGUUGUUGGAUGGUACCAUUCCCAUCCUGGUUAUGGAUGCUGGCUUUCUGGUAUCGAUGUUUCAACACAAAUGCUAAACCAACAGUUUCAGGAGCCUUUUUUAGCAGUUGUUAUUGAUCCGACAAGAACUGUUUCAGCUGGGAAAGUUGAAAUAGGGGCUUUUCGUACAUACCCUGAAGGCUAUAAGCCAGCAGAUGAUCCUGUCUCGGAAUACCAGACUAUUCCUCUGAACAAGAUUGAAGACUUUGGCGUGCACUGUAAACAGUACUAUUCGUUGGACAUAACAUAUUUUAAGUCAUCACUUGAUUCCCACCUAUUGGAUCUAUUAUGGAACAAGUAUUGGGUGAAUACUCUUUCUUCUUCCCCUUUGCUUGGAAAUGCGGACUAUGUUGCUGGUCAAAUAUCUGAUUUAGCUGACAAACUGGAGCAUGCUGAGAGUCAAUUGGCUCAUUCACGAAUUGCGCCAUUUAUAGCACCCCAACAGAGGAAAAAAGAGGAAGAGUCUCAACUUGCGAAAAUCACAAGGGAUAGUGCAAAGAUCACCGUGGAGCAAGUUCAUGGUUUAAUGUCACAGGUUAUCAAGGACAUACUUUUUAACACUGUUCGCCAAUCCAACAAACUGCAGGCAGACUCUUCUGGCCCCGAACCUAUGGUUGAAAGCUGAAACCUGAUGUUGUUCUUUUUGUCAUCUAAGAAUGGUGAAUGCUUACCCCUUCAAGUUAUCCCGUGCCUUGUUUUAUCAGUUUACUAGUGAGACCAAUAUUUACCUUUUCUUAGCACUAGAUGUACUUGGAAUUAUGAGAAAAACACAUUGAACAUUUGUAGCUUGGUUUUGGUUUAUGUAGACCCUCUUAACAAAAGAAAGUUCCCGACGUGUCCAUUGAUCGCUUGCUUGUUUGCCUGGACAUUUAAUAUAAAUUGUUUAGCCAAGUUUGAUGAGAUAUUUAAUCCAUGAUUUAAUUAAGUGGAGUGAAUUAUUUAAA